AUGAACAUCGACGACUGGGCAGACGGUGCGGACGAUGCGCGCGAGGCUGUCGACGGAGAGGCUGACGCGGCCAACAUGGUCGAUGUGGAUGAGGCAGCGGUAGUGACGGCCUGGUCAGACAUGGACACGGACGAGAUCGGGUCGUGCAGCUCGGACGAACUGUACGAGCGACGGCCGAAUCGGUGGCACGGAUCGGCGAAAGCAUGGCGACGGAUGACGGCGCAGGAUCGAGCCCGGAUCGGGAGGCCGAGCGAGCCGCUGGAGGAGGAGCUGACCGCGACGAUCCUGCGGCUGGCCAAGGAGCGCUUCCGGCGACGGGUGUGGGCAGGGCCUGAAGCGGAGGAAGAGGCUGGCCGCAGCGAGGACGAGGGGGACCGCGACGAUGACGGUGGCGACGAGACGUCCAGAGCGAGGCAGACGCACAAGCGACGGCGUCCUGACGUGGCGACUGUCUCGGCGACCGUCUCGUCUGACGAUGUGCUCUCGGCAGCACUGCUGCGACCAUCCGUGCGUCACGUGAUAUCCCAAGUAGACCGCGCGUUGUUGGUGCUACACAACGGCCGAGCCGUCGGGAUGCGGGGGCCGCUGGCAGACGCGUCAGACGACUCGUCGGGGGGAGAAGAGGAGGAAGCAGGAUCCGCUGCUCGCUCUCCCCGGGACAGCACGACCGGCCGCGUUGGGCCUCCACCGCUUCACCCGGCAUGGCGGCCGAUGACGGCAACCAGCAUCGACGCGUCACAGGCGAGACUCAUGAGCCGGUGGCGACCGCGCGACUGGAGCGACGUGCUGGGGGCGGCGGCGCUGGCCGGUUUCGAGGCAGACGUGGUGGCGCGAACGGCACAGCGGUGCGCCGACCUCUUCGGCCAGAGCAUGGCGCUGGAUACGCUGGGAGGGGAAGAGGGGGAGAGAGGGGGGGUGGUCGGAAAGAAGAAACGACAGCCUGGCCGGACGGCUCAUCGGCGGACGGUCUACAGGCCUCGGCCAGAGGAGACCAUAACAGCAGACGGCCAGCCACCACCACCGCUCGUCGUCUAUGUGCCCGCACGCAAGACCGAGUACGAGCCGAUCUGCUGUCCGAUUGCCGACUGUCCCCGGGCUGACGAAGGCUUUGCCCGCCGCACCAACCUCGUCCGGCAUCUGCGUAUCGUGCACGGGGCCAUCGCGACAGCCAAGAAGGAGGAGGCCACGAUGGAGGAGUGA
This is a messenger RNA of Grosmannia clavigera kw1407, 1200 nucleotides long. RefSeq lists its product as uncharacterized. The coding region runs from base 1 to 1200 and encodes 399 amino acids. NCBI's taxonomy places the organism in Eukaryota, Fungi, Ascomycota, Sordariomycetes, Ophiostomatales, Ophiostomataceae. The transcript is spliced from 3 exons. The record is from RefSeq and is a predicted model, not a curated record.